CGAGAAAUGGCAGGGCAACUAGUUUCGGUAUUGAGGAUGUUUGACUUGAGCGCGUCUUUCGAAAACAAGCAAUAUUGCUCUUAGAUGAACCAUACGUGAAGCCUUGUGACGCUUGAAUCUCUUUGGACGUCUAAUCUUGCUUUCCGACAACGAGACAAGGCGUUGUAGUCAUCACGGAGCAUAGUUUAUUCAUCCAUGCACAGUAUCUGUGAUAUCGGUGUCUACCAUGACAGCAAAGGAGCGCAUCCCUGCAACAACACGCUGUGACUUUCACUGAAAAUCUAGGCAAUUGUGCUGUGUGAGGGGUUCAACAUGUGUGACAAGCCUGGGUGUGUCGUUGACUCCAGCGAGUCUAGUGAAUCUGAUGAAGAACAAAAGCAAACUGACAACAAAUGUCUAGUAAUGCUCAAUCCAGAUCACAGAGUUCCCGAGUCUCAGAUAACGGAUGGGAUGAUCUCUACGUUGACUGUUGCCUGCAGUGCUUGUGGUCACCAGAUAAACCACCACAAGCGAAACAAGGUCUACAUGCACAAGGAUCUGAACGCCAUUGUUUGCAAGAAAUGCUAUAGUUACUACGGAGAUGGCAAGUUCGACAAGGAUGGCACGGGUUCUGAUGAGUACUGCACUUGGUGUGCAGAGGGUGGGAAGCUCCUGGUCUGUGACCAGUGUGGCCGUGCCUUUUGCAAAGAGUGCAUCCGCCGGAACCUUUCACGGCGUGAAAUCAGUCGAAUUAUGACACUCGACGUGUGGCUGUGCUACGUCUGCGACCCCAAGCAAAUAGCCGAGCUGGUCCGCUACGCUAAGAUCAUUCAGGAAUACUCCAAGAAAGCAGAGCUAGGGCACCGUGCUUCUUGUCCGCAAGUGCUUGAUGUCAGCGUAGAGGACGAGGAGAACGUUGAGGAGACCCUCUGUGAUAUUGCCCAGAAGCUACGUCUCAUGGCAGACAUCAUGGAGUCGGACCUGAAGAAGAAUUCCAAGACUGUAAUGAAACGUGCAAGUUCGUUGUUGAGGGAACACUUGAAGAGCGUUUCGAGAGUAGCGAAGGAAGUGGAUACGAUCACUAAGCAGCGUGAACACUCGAAGGCACACAGAGGGAAGGAGACAGUGAAGAAACUGGGACGACCCGGAGCCGGCUCAGCAGACGGCGAGCCGGACCUCAGUGCCGGACCUCACGUCCUUGACAGCGACACAAACUCUCCUGUCAGUGGGUCUGUGAGACCAGACCAUACGUAUCAGAAGCACCUCUUGGCUUCAAACAAGCAGAAACCGCCAGUGCUUCCCCAGACCUUGGAGCACGACGGACCACAUAAUGCAUUUAACGGGGAGAAAGAAAACGAGAGAGAGGAAGUGUCCGAUAAAGAUGCGGACAACAACGCUGAAAUGGGUGAGGAGAAAAGAGAGGUGCGCGAGAAGAAGGAAAGCGAGGGAGUCGAAACGAAAGAGCAAACCGCCACCACAAGCGAUCUCGAGAAAAAUGUUGCCGUCUGCAACGAAGACAAGGACUUGCCAAAGGAUCAAGAUGAAGACAAUGAGCAGGGCCCAGUUAGAAGCGGGGAAGAAACAUUAGAAGCACAAGACCCAGCUGGGUGUGGGACUGAAGAGUUUAGUCUCACCGUAGAUUGCCCAAAAGACGAAGAAGGUACAUGCAACACAAUGGUUCCCGAGUCGCAGGAACCGUCUGCAGACGACGUGGCCAACAGCAAAAUUGAAGACCCCUCACCGAGCCUCCUUUGUGAUCUUCAGGAUAGUCAACUUUCAGAUAUUGCCGCUGCGCAUGCUCCUCCCGAAAAGGACAGUGCUGCCACGGUUGAGGAAAACGUGGAGCCAGAGCGUGCACAGCGUGCACAGUCACACGACUGUGAGCAAGAAGGGAGGAAGACCGAAAUCCGAGGAGAAGACGCAAACAAAAACGCGCAUGCUGAGGACAGCAGCUCGCUCUCUGACAAUGAGGGGGGCGCCGGUGUUGCGGAAACCGAGAGCCUGAAAGGUAAUUCCGAAAGCGACUCUCCAAAGUCUACCAGGGAUACUCCAGUAAAGCGAUCGACCCGCAAACGAGCACCGCUGAGCGAAAAUGAGAAAGCUAGACGUGCACUACAACGUAGUCUUCGCAAAUUCUCUAGCGAUUCAAGUAGCGACGAUGACGCGCAAGACUCAAAGUUGAAGUUGUCUCCUCGUAUUUGUAAGACUACCCUGCCAAAACGGGGUAGGCGGCCCCCAUUGAUGGAAUCUACACCGAAAAAGACUACGGCAAAGAGUAGUUCUGAUCAAGAAAGAGCGGUGCACAGUAAUGAAAGCAGUGAGGACCCAAAGUUGAAGAUGAAGCCCGUGGUGUUGCUGGACAUGUUGAACCUCAACUUGGGUAACACUGGAUAUCCGGAUGCAAUUAAAAGGAAGAACAGUGAGGAUGAGAUCGCAAGUUUGUUGAGGAUGCCAGGGAAAGUGAAAACAAAUUUGCGAGGGCUAGAUGAUGCAGGAUCUGAGCAAGAGAAGAAACCAGCUGCAAAGAGAGCGAAGAAAGAAAAGUUAAAAGAAAAAGCUGUUUUAGAUGCCAGCGAAAGCGGUUCGAGCGUGGAAUCUUCUGAUAACGACGAAGAACAGAAAUCUGUGGCCCAUGACAGCAAGGAAACUCGAAAGUCAAACAAUGAAUUGUCAAAGGAGGCACUUCUUCAAAGCAUCUUGCAAAGUUCGAGUGAAAGCAUCAGCGAAGAUGAAGAUGCUGCACCUGCUACAAAGAAGGCUUCGAAAAAGACAAAGUGCGCCCCGGAAAAUGGUACAGAAAGUGGCGAAGAAAUGCGAGAAAUCAAAGAAGACAACAGCACUCGUGAAGGGAGUCAACGCGGUGGUAGUGAUGAUGAUGAUGAUGACGACGACGACGAUGUUCUAGACGAUGAUGGGGAAGUUAUAAAAAAGAAAAGCAAGAAGUGGAAGAAGUAUGAGAAGUUGUUGAAGAAGAAGACUGCUGUAGGAAGUAGUGAUGAAGAUGGCAUCAAGAGAACAAAAGCAAGCGAGGAACAUUCCAACUCAAAGAAAAAAGCAUCUCCAAAGAAACGAAAGCUGAAGUUCAGUGACGAGGAAGAUUCAGCUUCAGGUGUUGCAAAAAAAGCGGAGUCUUCCGAGGAGAGCUCCGACGAUAGCAGCAUCUUCAGCAGCAGCUCUGACUCGUUGUUAGAUUUCCGAGCUCCAAAGAAGAAAGGUACUCGUAAAGGCAGAGGCAAAAGGAAGAACGAAAAGAGGUCAACGUCAGACUCGGAAUCUGAAAAACCAAAAAAGAAACGGAAGCGAAUCAAAGUGGCUGCUUCGUCGUCUGGAAACGAUGACGAUGACGAUGAUGUGGAAAUUCUGAACGUGAGCCAGAAUAGCGACACAAAAGGGCGCAAGAAUAUCCGCAAACUUCUCACCGAUGGUGAACUUACGAAACAAACCAAAAUAGCAGCGCAGGCAGAGGAAGAACGGAAGAAACGUAUCCGGGAACGACAGAAAUUGUACAAUGACGUAAUGGGCAGUGCUCCUGACAAAGGUGACACUGUAGUCAAUGAACUCAUCCUUGAAAUUGACUCGAAAACUAAAACGCCAAUUGUUAGCGUCAACCCCUUGUUGGUAAAGUGCAUGAAACCACAUCAGACGAAAGGUGUGAAGUUCAUGUACGACUGCACCAUAGAGACGGUUGAGAUGCUAGCCAAGGAUAAGAAGGGCGCUGGAGCCAUCCUGGCUCAUUGCAUGGGACUUGGAAAAACUUUCCAAGUUAUUUCCUUCCUGCACACUGUUUUGACCAAUGAAAAAACAAAGAAGCACUUAUCUACUGCCCUAGUUGUGUGCCCCUACAACACCAUUUUGAACUGGGUCGAGGAAUUUGAACGAUGGCUAGAGGACAGAGGCAUCGAGAUCCCUGUCCGUGAAAUCUCGAGCAUAAAAGACAACUAUAUGCGCGUAGACGUUCUAGACGACUGGCAGGACGAAGGCGGGGUUUUGGUCCUGGGCUAUGACAUGUUUCGAUUACUGGUCAACGGAAGAGGGAGGCGCUUUCCAGCUAAGCUUCGUGAUCGCAUCGAGAGAGCCUUACUUGACCCAGGACCCGACAUUGCGGUCUGCGACGAAGGUCACGUCUUGAAGAACGAUUCCAGCAAUCUGUCGAAAGCAAUGUGCCGUAUGAGAACCAACCGGAGGAUUGUGCUCACUGGAACACCUCUGCAGAACAACUUACAAGAAUAUCAUUGCAUGGUGAAUUUUGUGAAGCCCAACCUUCUUGGUACAAAGAAAGAGUUCCUCAACCGGUUUGUGAACCCGAUUAAGAAUGGGCAGUGUGCAGACUCGACGUCGAUGGACGUGAAGCUGAUGAAAAAACGAGUACACAUCUUGCACUCGCUGCUCGACGGCUGUGUACAACGAUGUGACUAUGGUGCCCUGGCUCGAUUCUUGCCGCCAAAACAUGAGUAUGUAAUAAGCGUCAAGCUAUCUGAGCAGCAGGUGGCGUUGUACCGCCACUACCUGGACAACUUUGCUCGCAACAAACAAACGCGUACCCUCGGGGCAGGCAUGCUUUGCGACUACAAUGCCCUGCGCAAUGUCUGGACCCAUCCUUACCUCCUGGAAGUGAGUGCUGCUCGUGCAGCCCUGAAAGAAAUGAACAAUGAGGAUGAUGAAGAAGAUGAUGAUUUCAUCAACGAUGAUUCAUCCGCGGAUGAAGCAGAUGCUAAAGACGAUGAAAUUGUAUGUCUGGACGAUCCCCAGCCUUCUUCUAGCAAGAAAGAUGACAAGAAAUCUGGAGAUGAAAGCAGUGGGGAUGAAAUCGUGAAGUCUUGGCACACAAGAAGUAGAGGAACUGUUGGUGAAGAUGCAGAAGCCAGGGACCUGAAACAAGAACAAGAGCGCCGUGAAAAGGAGAAACAAUGGUGGAGUCAAUACGUGCCAGAGGAAGACAUGGAAAGAUAUGAGAUCAGUGGGAAGAUGCUGCUGCUCUGCCAUAUUCUACAAGAGUGCGAGGCCAUUGGUGACAAAGUACUUCUAUUCAGCCAAAGCCUGACGACCCUGGACAUGGUUGAACAAAUGCUCCGACAGUUUGAGGAGAGGGCCGAAGCGGCCGCUGCGGACCCCACGGCAAUAAUAAGCGUAAACGACGCCCUGCGCGACUGCCAGAACACGUGGACCCUGGGCGUGGACUACUUCCGCAUGGACGGGUCGACGGCCGCGGACCUGCGGAAGCGUUGGAUCGAGAUGUUCAACUGCGAGGACGACCAGCGGGCUCGCCUCUUCCUCAUCUCGACGCGCGCGGGUUCGCUGGGGACAAACCUGGUGGGGGCGAACCGUGUGAUCCUGAUGGACGCCUCCUGGAACCCAACUCACGACGUCCAGUCCAUCUUCAGGGUGUACCGGUUUGGACAGAAGAAGCCCGUGUUCAUCUACCGUCUGCUGGCACACGGUACAAUGGAGGAGAAGAUUUACGACCGUCAAGUGACGAAGCAGUCACUGUCUUGUCGUGUCAUAGACGAACAGCAGAUCGAGCGCCAUUUCAACGCCGCAGACUUGCAGGAACUGUACACCUUCGAUCCAGAAAGCAAAAGCAAUCGCCCCACACCAAUGGUGCCAAAGGAUCGACUGCUGGCAGAACUGCUCAUCAGAGGGAAAGAAUGGAUUGUGUCGUACCACGAGCACGAUUCUUUGCUGCAGAACAUUACAGAGGAAGACCUGACAGAGGAAGAACGCAAGACGGCGUGGGAAGAAUACAAUGCGGAGAGGGAGGGCCGCAUCAAGAUGAAUAUGGAGAAUGCGACUAUGAAUCAACAAGCUCCGCAGAAUGCUGGCGGAGGUCCAAGGCCACUUACACUGGACUUGAACAAGAUCAUUCGAGACAUUCGCCAAAAGAAUCCCAAUAUCACAUCGGAUCAGUUGGCUCUCAGUUUGAGGAAUGCCCUCGGGGCAUACAGGCAGCAGUUUAGGAAGCAGCAGAUGGAUGCAUUCAACCAAAGAACAGCCUACCAAAAGGCAAAGCAGCCGGUACCUCAGGAAGUGAACGAUCGACUUGGCCAGGCAAGUAUGGCCAUUCAGCAGCUCAACAAUCUCCUGAUGCAGCUUGAGCAGUCUAUAAACAAUGCACGGGUUGGAGCGGCCACGUAUCAUCCGUCCGCUAGGAUGCCCAAUGCAAAUUUCGGGGGCCAGCAGUACGCGCCCAGGUACACAGCAGCACAACAGUUUGCAAGGAUGCAGCAGUCUGCCUGGGUCAGAGCGAACGCACGAUACGCACAGCAGUGCAACUCUGCGUUUCGUCCGUCAGCAACAGCACCCAUUGUUUGCGAGGCAGACGAUGGCACACCAAAUCUACAGAGGCCGGCGCAGCGCCCAUCCACUUCGUCCGUUACCAUCACGGAGAUUAUUGAUUGAAGCCACCAAGUUUGUGCGUGAAGCACCAGGUCUCACUGACGGUGCUUGAGAUGGGCAUUUUAGUUUAUUUCCCAAUUCUAUCUGGGUACAUUGAAAGUUCUGAUUUGUACUGUUCUGAAACGGGAAGUUGGUUGCUGACAGAACCUGAACUUUUGAAACCCAGACCAAAGAGACCCUUGACGCUUGGACUGUGUUCAUAAUGUUGAAGUAAUAUAAUGCAGAACGUAGGGAAACUUGCUUCGGGGUGCUGUGUAUGGGUGACUUUUUUCUUUCCUUCUUUCUUUCUUUCUUUCUUUCUUUUUUAAUGGGUAUGAAAAAAAAGUUUCUGGUAUCUCAGUUACCCAUGAGACAUUUUUAAAAGCAUGGUCCCUACUUACACAGCACUGCUCCUUCUGGAUCAAAAGCUUCUUCAGUUAGGUGUACAUAUCCUUCAAGUUUUAUCCCCUUUGUGUGCAUGGGGUAUUAUACGCAUUUUGCAUGCCUGUACCUUCUACUUGAUAUACUGAGGAGCUAGGAGGUGGCUUUGUUUACUGUAAACAAGAGUACCAUUACCCUUGAAGUGCAUCUUGUUUGCGCAUCCUGUAAUAUUUUAUGUUGUGAGAGCAACGCUAGAAUACUGUGUCAUGCUCUUCUUUUAAAGUGCAUCACUCGAAUUGUCAGUGAUAUAACAGGAUUUCAUUCACUGCAUAAGACCAGAGUUCUCCAAAACCAGCUGAACUUUGUUCAAGAACCAGAGUGCUCAAGAAAGUGGGGAGCUACUUCCUCCCAUUCCACCUGUACUGAGACACUUUGUUAUGGUGAGUUCCUACCGUCUUAAUAAACUUUCCAGUGUCUGGAGAA
Messenger RNA from Ornithodoros turicata, 7215 nucleotides. Its product is annotated as transcriptional regulator ATRX homolog. The record is from RefSeq and is a predicted model, not a curated record. Bases 313 to 6375 code for a protein of 2020 amino acids. NCBI's taxonomy places the organism in Eukaryota, Metazoa, Arthropoda, Arachnida, Ixodida, Argasidae. Gene Ontology annotation, cellular component: nucleus. Gene Ontology annotation, molecular function: ATP hydrolysis activity; ATP-dependent chromatin remodeler activity; ATP binding. The transcript is spliced from 27 exons.